Messenger RNA from Paramecium sonneborni, 954 nucleotides. NCBI's taxonomy places the organism in Eukaryota, Ciliophora, Oligohymenophorea, Peniculida, Parameciidae. The record is from the annotation of a GenBank genome assembly.
AUGAUUUAAUUCCACUAAAUCUUAUUGCUUCUUUUUACAAUAAUGAUUCCCGUUGUUGGAGAUGAAUUAGAUAAAAUGAGUUUUAGUGAAAAGCAUAUUUACAUUAAUAACUUUUAACAUUAUGUUGAAAAUGUAAGAAAUCAUGAUUAUCUAGAUAUUUCUUGGGUUUAUAGGUGCUAUUGUCUAAUAUUUUAUGUGUUGUUCAUUUAUUGAAUAUUUGAAUCCAAUGCCUAAAACAAAAUUAAGAGUAUAAAAUAUUUUGAAAGAAAUCCGCUUUGGAAUUCCUUAACUAAUGUUUGGAAGUUUUGUAUCAAUGGUAUAAAUAUUUAAAAAUAAUAAGUCCUUUUAUUAUUAUAUAUAUCCUUACACUCCAUAUUAUAAAUAUUUUGAAAUCAGAGACUACAGUAUACAUCAUUUGAUAUAUGGUGUUGGAUUUCAUUGUUUAUGGAAAAUAUGUAUUUAUGAUAAAUUAAAAUAGUUAAUGGAUAUUGGAUUCAUAGAUUAUUACAUUAAAGAUAAUUUUAUUAAUACAUUCAUAGUAUUCAUCAUUCUUUCAAAGAACCUACUUCUUUUGGUUAUUGUGCAGGACAUCCUUUGGAAGGUUUUCUAUUAGGUACAAUGAUUCUUCAUUCAGCUGAAGUAUUGAUACCAAUUCAUCCUUUAUAAACCAUGAUUUUUGGACUAUUAUUUGCUAUUAAAGAUAUGUUGGCUCAUGAUGGAAAGUAAUAUCUAAUUAAUAUUUUUAGUAUUUUAGACUAUGAAGAUCACUAUAGACAUCAUUUAUAUUAUGUAGUCAAUUUUGGUAAUCCUAUUUUAGAUAAACUUUUUGGUACUUCAUAUAAUCCAGUAUAAUGUUUAUUUUAAUUUUAGAAAAAUUAUCCUAUAAAACAAAAAUGUUCAUAUAUUAGUGAAUUUAAAAAUCAAAACAAUCCUUUAUUCCUCAAAUAUUAAUGA